UAAAGUUUCUAAAUUGUUUUACUUUAUAAACGUAGUUUCUUAAUAUUUUUGUAUAUAUUGAAAGAAGUUACCAUCUUUUACAUUCCAAAUUCAAACGCCCGGAUUUAUUGCAGAAGAUCAUGGAAAACAAAAUAGAGGGAAAACGUUCGAGUUCACGAUCCAACCAUUUAUUGCAGAAGAUAAGAGAUUUUAUUCGUUCUAUUGUUGAAGAUCUUUCUCUUGGUCGUUCUCCGGUGAUUUACAUUCAUCGUUUCCGUAAUUACUGCACUGAUACUUCUGGAAACUGCUAUUGCAGCCAUGACUCAAUUAAGGGAGUGGAAAUUCUCACACUACAAAGGGAGUGCCAUGCACGUAGGUUGGAUAUUUUAUUGCGCGUGCUACUUAUUGUUCAACAACUUUUGCAAGAGAAUAGACAUGGGUCAAAAAGAGACAUUUAUUACAUGCAUCCUUCUGUGUUUCAAGAACAAUCCAUUGUAGACCGAGCCAUUAAUGACAUCUGCAUCCUUCUUCAGUGCAGUCGCCACAACCUAAAUGUUGUCUCUGUUUCAAAAGGAUUGGUGAUGGGAUGGUUGAGAUUCUCUGAAGCUGAUAGGAUAAUCAAUUGCCUAAGCCACCCUGAUCAUGCACACUCUAUUCCAGUACAUGUAGAAGAAGUAAAAGAUAUAAUGAGUGUUGCAGACUAUAUACUAGUUGUGGAGAAGGAAUCAGUAUUCCAAAGAUUGGCAAAUGAUUGUUUUUGCAAGAGUAAUCGUUGCAUUGUCAUCACUGGAAGAGGUUAUCCUGAUAUUCCAACAAGAAGGUUCUUGAGGCUACUAAUCCAACAGCUGCAAUUGCCAGCUUAUUGUUUGGUUGAUUGUGAUCCAUAUGGCUUUGACAUCUUAACCACAUAUCGCUUUGGCUCAAUGCAAAUGGCAUAUGAUGCAAAAAUACUAAGGCUUCCUGAGAUUAAGUGGCUUGGAGUAUUUCCAUCAGAUGUAGAGAAAUAUAAUUUUCCACAACAAUGUCUCCUCCCUAUGACACCCCAAGAUAAGGUGAAAACAGAGGCAAUUUUGAAUCGAUGUUAUUUGCAAAGACUAGUGCCAAAGUGGAGGUUGGAACUAGAGUUGCUGCUGAAAAAUGGAGUCAAAAUAUUUACCAUCCAAGAUUCAAGGAUUGUUGUCCGAAAGUCCACUCCAACUAUGAGUUUUGACGAUUAUAGUCUUAGGUUCUUUCUAUCUGUGCUCGGGGAUUCGUUAAGGCAGCAGCUAGGGAUUUCUUUCAUUGAGAUUCAGCGUUCAAGGUACUUUCGGUUUCAAGGGGAAUAACUCAGAUUGACUACAUCGUGCACACGACAUGGAUUCUGCUUUUGAGAUAUCACUCUGAUUGUUAUGAUGUCGAGAUACUUAUUUUCUUUUGAGUUGUAGGGAUAAUGUUUUUGGAAUACUGUUUUAUCUAAAUUAAAAAUGAAAAUUUUAGAUCAUAUAUUUGAGACGUUACAUAUUCGAUGUUCUUGAUGCCAUUGUCGAUCGACUAAUACUCUUCGACUGGCUUUCUUGUUUGUUAGUUUUCAAUUAGAUAGAAACCGUAUUAGCCAAUCCCUAUUCU
Messenger RNA from Lactuca saligna, 1584 nucleotides. The record is from the annotation of a GenBank genome assembly. Lineage: Eukaryota; Viridiplantae; Streptophyta; Magnoliopsida; Asterales; Asteraceae.